Molecule: messenger RNA, 2514 nt
Organism: Acanthosepion pharaonis
Lineage: Eukaryota; Metazoa; Mollusca; Cephalopoda; Sepiida; Sepiidae
Source: the annotation of a GenBank genome assembly
AUGCCCCCCACUCUCUCUCUCUCUCUCUCUCUCUCUCUCAAAUAUUGGUUUUUCUAUUUACCUUAUGCUUCAUGUAUUAGGCGCAUUGCUACAAUUCAUUCGUCUUUCUUUCCCAAGACUACAGACUAUCCGUUUAUCCUUCCUUUACGCCAUCGAUUCGUUAUAUUUAUUUGUGACGAAGCCAUUUCUGUUUUUCUGUCUUUUUCGUAUUCUCUUUCUCCUUUUUCAUUCUUUCUUUUUUUUUUUUCCAAUUCUUCUUUUUUUUCUUUCUUUCUUUUUUCUUUCUUUCAAUUUCUUUUCUUUCUUCCUUUUUUUUUCUUCCUUUCCCCUUUCCUUUUUCUUUUAUUCCUUCUUUCUUUCUUUCUUUUUCCUUCCUUCCUUUUCUCCCUUCCUUUUCUUUUCCAUUUCUUUCUUUCUUUUUUCUUUCUUUCUUUUUAUCAUUUUUAUUGCACUUUCAUUUUUUUCUUUUCUUUCCAUUUAUUUUCAAUUUAUCUUUCUUUUUAUCUUUUUCUUCUUUUAAUUUUUCCUAGUACCUGUUCUGCAACCAUUAUUCUCUUCUUCUUUUCUUUUCUUUUUCCUUCCUUCUUUUUUUUUUUUUUCUUCUUCUUCCUUCCUUUUUUCUUCCUUCUCUUCCUUUUCUUCGGUGUCUUUCCUUCCUUCAUCUUUUUUUCUUCUCCUUUCUCUUCUUCUUUUUUCCUUCUUUUUUCUUUCCCUUUUUUUUCUUUCUUUCAUCAUUUUCUUCUUUUCCUUUUUUUUCUUUUCCUUUUUCUUUCUUUCUUUUCUUAUCAUUUUUUUUUUCUCCUUCUUUUCUUUUCCUUCUAUUUCUUUUUUCCAUUUUCUUUUCAUUCUUCUUUUUUUUCUUUUCUUUCUUUUUUUUCCUUUCUUUUCUAUUCUUUCUUCUUUCUUUUUUCAUUUUUUCUUUCUAAUUUUUCUUCUUCUGGUAUUAUACCUUUUUCCUUCUUUUUCUUUCUCCUUUUUUUUUUCUGCUUCUCACCUUCUUUUUCCUUCUUUUCUUUCUCUAUAAAAGUUCUGCAGAUUCUUUCAUUUUCCUUCUUUUCUUUUUCUUUUUUUCUUCUUUCUGUUUUUUCUUCCUCUUUUUCUUUUUUUCUUCUUCUUCUUCUUCGUUUUUUCCUUCUUUUUUCUUUUCCUUCUUUUUCUUCUUCUUCUUUCAUCUUUUUUUCCUUCUUUUUUUUCUUCUUCUUUUUUUUUCUUCUUUCUUUUUCUUCCUUUUUUUUUCUCCUUCUUUUUUCUUCUUCUUCUCAUUCUUCUUCUUUUUCCUUCUUUUUCUUUCUUUCUUUUCUUCUUUCUUCUUCUGCUUUUCAUUCUUCUUUCUCAUUCUUCUUCUUUUUUUCUUUUUUUCCCUUCUUUUCCUUCUUUUCUUUUCCUUCUUUUUUUCUUCUUCUGCUUCUCAUUCUUCUUCUUUUUCCUUCUUUUUCUUUCUCCUUCUUUUUCUUCUUCUGCUUCUCAUUCUUCUUCUUUUUCCUUCUUUUUCUUUCUCCUUCUUUUUCUUCUUCUGCUUCUCAUUCUUCUUCUUUUUCCUUCUUUUUCUUUCUCCUUCUUUUUCUUCUUUUUUCUUUUCUCCUUCUUUUUCUUCUUCUUUUCUUCUUCUUCUUUCCUUCUUUUUCUUCUCUUUUUUCUUCUUCUCUUCUCAUUCUUCUUCUUUUCUUCUUUUCUUUCUCCUUCUUUUUUUCUGCUUCUCAUUCUUCGUAUUUUCUUCUUUUUUCUUUCCUUCUUUUCUUUUCUGCUUCAUCCUUCUUUUUUUCUCCUUCUUUUUCUUCUUCUGCUUCUCAUUCUUCUUCUUUUUCCUUCUUUUUCUUUCUCCUUCUUUUCUUCUUCUUUUCAUUCUUCUUCAUUCUUCUUCUUUUUUCUUUUCCUUCUUCUUUUUCUCAUUCAUCUUCUUUUCCUUCUUUUUUCCUUUUUUCUUCUUCUGCUUCUCAUUCUUUGUAUUUUCAUUUUUUUUUCUCCUUCUUUUCCUUCUUUUUCUUUUCUUUUCCUUCUUUUCUUUCUCCUUCUUUUUUUUCUUCUGCUUCUCAUUCUUCAUUUUUUCCUUCUUUUUUUCUCCUUCUUUUUCUUCUAUUUCUUUCUCAUUCUUCUUCUUUUUUUUCUUUUUUUCUCCUUCUUUUUUCUUCUGCUUCUCAUUCUUCUUUUUUCCUUCUUUUUCUUUCCUUCUUUUUUGACUUUUCUGCUUCUCAUUCUUCUAUCUGUCUGUGCUCCUCUCUCUCUUUCUCUCUCUCUCUCUUUCUUUCUCUCUCUCUUUCUCACUCUCUCUCUCUCUCUCUCUCUUACUCUCUCACUCUGUCGCGCAUUACUAGUCACAACCUCUCUAACAACUUAUUUAUUCACUCUUCUCCUCUCUCUCUCUCUCUCUUCCUCUCCCCCUCUCUUUCUCUUCCCCACUCAGAGAGAGUAUUUCUCUGUCGUUCUCUUUCUCUCUUUCUUUUUCUCUUUUUUCCCACUCUCUUUCUCUAUCGCUUUCAUUCGCUCUCUCUCACUGAUGAAUAUGUUUCUCUAUAG